Messenger RNA from Seriola dumerili (greater amberjack), 2239 nucleotides. It is a transcript of the gene p3h2, whose product is annotated as prolyl 3-hydroxylase 2. The coding region runs from base 158 to 2203 and encodes 681 amino acids. Gene Ontology annotation, cellular component: endoplasmic reticulum. The transcript is spliced from 15 exons. NCBI's taxonomy places the organism in Eukaryota, Metazoa, Chordata, Actinopteri, Carangiformes, Carangidae. Gene Ontology annotation, biological process: collagen metabolic process. Gene Ontology annotation, molecular function: iron ion binding; procollagen-proline 3-dioxygenase activity; protein binding. The record is from RefSeq and is a predicted model, not a curated record.
UGAAGCAACAUUAUUUCCGCCCUGCUCCGGUGCCGUCCUGAAUUAUCUCCGCGAGGAACAUAUAAAUGGACAGUGAAACGAGUGUGUGACUGACAGCCGCUCUGCUCUGUCUGUCUCUCCGCCUGUCGCUCCUCACAGUCUGAACCCGAAGCAGAGGAUGGAUGGAAACUUUCCACCGGCUGCUAUCUUGAGAGUGGUCCUGCUAACCGUCGUGUUGUCAUCCUCAACUGCUUUCUUGGAGCCUUACGACCUUUUGUAUGACAACGCGGUGCAGGCAUUUUACAGCAGCGACUAUGGCGAUGUGGUGCGCUACAUGGAGGGAGCGCUCAGCAGCUACGGAGAAGUCCGGCGCACCAAGGUCCGGUGCCGGCUGAGGUGCCAGGACCAGCAUCAGUUUGAUGAGACCUUCUCGGACCUGCGCUUCUUCGACGUGGUCCUGCGGAGAGCGGCGUGUAUGGACGAAUGCAUCGAGGAGAAACUGGGCACGCAGUCUGUGCACAAAGUCAGCCAGGAUGUAGUGCAGGACUUCCACAGGAGGAUCCCCUACAACUAUCUUCAGCUGGCUUAUCAGAAGCUGAAGCAGCCUGACAAGGCAGCAGCGGCAGCUCACACCUAUUUCCAGGCUAAUCCAGAACAUGUGGAGAUGGGUCAGAACCUGGAGCAGUACAAAGACCUGCAGGGCGUUGAGGAGGACCACUUUGUAGACCGAGAAGCCCGGCCUCACCAGCACUCGUUCACAGCAGCCGUGAGGUUGUAUGAUAAGGGCGACUAUGAGAGUGCUAUCGCUCUGUUUGAGGAUGCUUUGCUGGAGUACUAUAAAGCAGAUGUGGAGUGUCGGGCCCUAUGCCAAGGGCCGCAGAGGUUUGAGGGCCACGAUCACCUCCGCUACCGCUACAGCCUCCAUGAACUCAUAUCAGAUCACUUCACUCAGAUGCUCCACUGUGAACAUGAGUGUGUCAGAGAUCUCGCCACCCGACCAGGCCGUCUCUCACCCAUGGAGAACUACCUGCCUCUGCACUACGACUACCUUCAGUUUGCCUACUUCCAGGUGGACAGGCUGGAGGAGGCGCUGCAGUGUGCGCUGAGCUACCUUUUAUUCCACGAGGGAGAGGAGUUCAUGACCGACAACGUGGAUUACUAUAGCGAGGUGCUGGGACACAACGGCGAACCACGAGAGAAAGCUGCAUGGUACCUGAGGAGGCACAAACAGGAACUGGAGCUGCUGCUGAUUGGCAGCAAAACAAUGGGUGUUGAAUUUACCGAAGGGAAUUACUGGAGCAGCACGGGUGGAAGAGACGACUCAAACAGGAUUCCCUCCGGUACAGACGGAUGGAUGGAGUAUGUUCCCAUCUCAGAGAAGAGGAACGUCACUGUUGCUGCUCCACAGCAACUCAAUGAAGGUGGCCCCUUGGUGUAUGAAAGCGUGCAGCUGGUGCAGAACUCUGCAGCACUGAACGGGACCCAGCGGGUGCUGCUGGAUCAUGUUAUAUCUGAGGAGGAGUGUGCAGAGCUCAGGCACCUGGCACAUGCUGUCACCAUGGCAGGAGACGGUUACAGAGGGAGGAUGUCUCCACACACUCCCAAUGAGAAAUUUGAAGGAGCCACUGUGCUUAAAACCCUGCAGUAUGGCUAUGAGGGCAGAGUGCCAAUGAGGAGCGCUCGCCUCUUCUACGAUAUCAGUGAGCGAGCGAGACGCAUCAUUGAGUCCUACUUCCUGCUCAACUCCACCCUGCAUUUCUCCUACACACACCUGGUGUGCCGGACAGCCAUCACAGGCCAGCAAGACCACAGGAAUGACCUGAGCCAUCCCAUCCAUGCUGACAACUGUCUGCUGGACCCCGAGGCCAAUGAAUGCUGGAAGGAACCACCAGCAUACACAUACAGAGACUACAGUGCACUAUUGUAUCUGAAUGGAGAUUUCGAAGGAGGGGAGUUCAUAUUCACAGAAAUGGAUGCUAAAACAGUCACAGCAUCAGUGAAGCCCAGGUGCGGCAGGAUGGUGGGUUUCUCAUCAGGAGGGGAGAAUCCACACGGCGUGAAGGCCGUCACCAGCGGGCAGAGGUGUGCUGUGGCUCUGUGGUUCACCCUGGACCCACUCUUCAGAGAACUGGAGAGACUGCAGGCGGAUGAGGUGAUCCAGGCAUUGGACACACAGUCUGUGUGGGGACAGGGCCUCAGCAUUAACCCUAAAGAUGAACUGUAGAAGCAGAAAAAACAGCUUUGCCCCCCCCCUCCCCCC